GGCUCGCGCUGUCCUCGCCAGCACGCGCUCCGCCAAACACCGUCCGCUUUCCCCGUAUUCACAUCAGCUGCAUCGCGAGCACGGAGAGACGCAGGAAUCACAAACCCUCCAGAGUAACAACCAGAACGUCAACAGCGCCUAUACAAUGUCUUACCAAGGCAAAAAGAAUAUUCCGAAGAUCACAAGUGAUAGGCUUCUGAUUAAAGGAGGCCGAAUUGUGAAUGAUGACCAGUCUUUCUGUGCAGAUAUCUACAUGGAGGAUGGCCUCAUUAAGCAAAUUGGAGAUAACCUCAUAGUCCCAGGAGGGGUGAAGACAAUUGAGGCUGAUGGGAAAAUGGUGAUCCCUGGAGGGAUUGACAUUCACACUCACUUCCAGAUGCCUUAUCGGGGUACCACCACUGUGGAUGAUUUUUGCCAGGGCACCAAGGCCGCUCUUGCGGGAGGAACUACAAUGAUUGUGGACCAUGUGAUCCCAGAACCUGGCAGCAGUCUGGUGGAGGCCUUUGAGCGUUGGAGGGAAUGGGCAGAUGAGAAGUCAUGCUGUGAUUACUCGCUCCAUGUGGAUAUCACACACUGGAACGACAGUGUGAGGCAGGAGGUGGAGAUUCUGCUGAAGGAGAAAGGAGUGAACUCCUUCCAGGUCUACAUGGCUUACAAAGAUCUCUAUCAGAUGAGCAACAGUGAGCUCUAUGAGAUCUUUACUUUCCUUGGGGAGUUGGGAGGAAUUGUGCAGGUCCAUGCAGAAAAUGGAGAGAUCAUUGCUGAGGAGCAGGCACGCAUGCUGGGAAUAGGAAUUACUGGGCCAGAAGGGCACGUGCUCAGCCGUCCAGAGGAGUUGGAAGCUGAAGCAGUGUUCCGAGCCGUCACCAUUGCCAGUCAAACCAACUGUCCUCUCUAUGUGACUCGUGUAAUGAGCAAAAGUGCAGCAGACAUCAUUUCACAGGCUAGGAAAAAAGGAAAUGUGGUAUUCGGUGAGCCAAUCACAGCAAGCCUGGGAACAGAUGGGACUCACUAUUGGAGCAAGAACUGGGCCAAGGCCGCCUCUUACGUGACUUCACCACCUCUCAGUCCAGAUCCCACUACCCCAGACUACCUAAACACAAUGUUGGCCAGUGGUGAUCUGAAUGUGACUGGCAGUGCUCACUGUACAUUCAGUGUGGCUCAGAAGGCCAUCGGGAAGGAUGACUUUACCCAGAUCCCUGAAGGAGUGAAUGGAGUGGAGGAGAGAAUGUCCCUCAUUUGGGACAAAGCUGUGGUUUCUGGUAAGAUGGACGAGAACUUGUUUGUAGCUGUGACAAGCACCAAUGCAGCAAAGAUCCUGAAUCUGUACCCACGCAAGGGCCGGAUAGCUGUAGGCUCUGACAGUGACCUGGUCAUCUGGGAUCCAGACCUAGUCAGGACAGUCACAGCAAAGACACACAAUUCGGCUGCGGAAUAUAAUGUGUUUGAGGGCAUGGAACUCCGUGGUGCUCCCAUGCUGGUCAUCUGCCAGGGCAAGAUCGUUCUGGAAGAUGGGAAGCUGCAGGCCACCUCUGGCUUGGGGCGCUUCAUCCCCUGCUCACCUUUCCCAGAUUUCGCCUAUAAGCGCAUCAAAGCCAGGAAACAGUUGGCAGUGUUAAGGGCAGUCCCACGGGGCAUGUAUGAUGGGCCUGUCUCAGACUUUACUCCCAUGUCCAGGGGAGGCACUCCCUCAGCUUCUACCCGCAGCUCUCCCACCAAGGCCCCCAUCAGGAACCUCCAUCAGUCUGGAUUUACUCUAGCAGGUCCGGAGGAAGCCCCUAUCAGGCCUGCUGGAAGGCGUAUUGUGGUACCCCCUGGUGGCCGGUCCAAUAUCACAUCCCUCAGUUAAAUAGACUGAGAGAAUGAAUCAUUAGAUCAAGAUUAAUUAAUCAGAAUGGGAGGACAUCAUUAGUCAGGGGAUAAAAUAAAGAAGAUAAGCAAAACAUGGAAUCCUCAUGCCUUACCUUUCAUAAAAACUUUACCCACUUUAAGCUUUAAAGAGAACAGUAGGCCUUCUCCCAGGAAAAGUUGGGUAUGCAGACAAAUCAGCAUUUAGAAAACAGAGAGACUGGUUUCACCUUACAUAAUUAGAAUAAUAACAGCUGCACUUCUGCUGAUGUCAUUUGACAAAUUUAAAUGUGCUGUAAGUGUUAGGAUAACAGGUGUGUGAAACCUUAGUCUCUAUUUUGCCCAUUCAAAUAUUUUGAAUUCUUUGAAAUCUCUUACUCUCAGUAUGCUUUCCUGGAGAGGGAUUGCUGCCUUGCUCAUAAUGAGGCGCUUGUCUUUUGUUGUUCAUCAUGUUAGACUUUUGUGACUUUAGACAUGGUUUGUCUGCAGUUCAUGUAAUACCUUUAGGUGUAGAUAAAUGCCAGUGUGAUCAUGGCAGAUAAUAAGCUUUGUGAAAAAGGUUGCUGUUGAUUUUUUGGUUACAUGAUCAGCAGCAAGGAUAAACAGAUAAACAGAGGUGGUAAUACAUUGUGAGCACUGCUUUUUGUAUCAUACAGAAUGUGAUCAUUUGUCAUGUGCUGUUCCUUGACAGUUUUCUCCCAAACACUGGCUGGAAAUUAACAUGAAAUUAAGCUUCA
Messenger RNA from Colossoma macropomum (tambaqui), 2585 nucleotides. RefSeq names its product dihydropyrimidinase like 3 (gene dpysl3). The record is from RefSeq and is a predicted model, not a curated record. The transcript is spliced from 14 exons. Lineage: Eukaryota; Metazoa; Chordata; Actinopteri; Characiformes; Serrasalmidae. The coding region runs from base 146 to 1849 and encodes 567 amino acids. Gene Ontology annotation, molecular function: hydrolase activity, acting on carbon-nitrogen (but not peptide) bonds, in cyclic amides. Gene Ontology annotation, biological process: actin crosslink formation. Gene Ontology annotation, cellular component: cytosol; cytoplasm.